AUUUUCCGAACAAUCAUGUUUUCUCUAAGCAAAUUUCACCUGUGCGCAAAAUGACACGCGAAUGAAAAGCCAUUUUCAAAAUCGUCGCGGAAUUUUCCAGGAUUUUCCCAACACACACGCCGACUUCAGUUGUCGUUUAACAUCUAACCUGCCGCGUGAAAAAUUCGGGAAAGCGUUUUUCCCUUUGGUGCUGGUUGUGUUUCUCGUGGGUUUUUCCAGUUUUUGUUUGGUGAAAUUUUCUUAAGACAUACAGCAUGACAGUGGGUUUGAGGAUAAACAAGACGCUGAUGGUGAUCGACGUUUUUAAAAUAGAUUUGUGAACCGUAAAAAGUGAUAUAAUAUGUCUAUUGGGAGUACAAAACGAAGAGAAGAAGAUGAAGACAGCGAAUUACCCCCUCCUCCGGACGGUGGGUGGGGUUGGAUGGUUGUUUUUGGUUCAUUUAUGAUACACGUUAUUACUGAUGGAGUCACCUACUGUUUCGGCAUAUUUUACGACGAAUUUUUAGAUUAUUUUAAAGAAGGAAAAGGCAUCACGUCAUGGAUUUUAUCUAUUUUGGUUGGAAUUACCCUUUGUUCAGGUCCUCUAUCCAGCUACUUCGUGAACCGAUACGGUUGCAGAGCGGUGACCAUAGCGGGUUCCCUAAUAGCUUCCGUCUGUUUGGUAUCCUCUUUUUGGGCGCGCAACGUGCUGACACUAUGUCUAACGGUAGGCGUAGGUACCGGGAUGGGUUUUGGGCUCAUCUACCUACCGGCCAUAGUUAGCGUAACCACCUACUUCGAGAAAAAGAGAUCUCUAGCUACCGGUAUCGCCGUAUGCGGUUCAGGGUUCGGAACCUUCAUUUUCGCACCGAUAAUCUCGAAAUUGCUAGCCGAAUACGGAUGGAGGGGAUCGAUAGUGAUCAUCGGCGGGGUAAUUCUGGAAUGUAUACUGUUCGGCGCGUUGUUCAGGCCUUUGGAACCAGUCGCCAGUACCAGAAGCAUCAAGGGGAAGGAGUUGAAGGCAUCAGAAGCACAAGCCGAUCUUCAUAUUUCGGACCAUGACGUGCAUCAGCUAACCACCAGUUUGGUUCACGACAACGGUGGGUACGGUACCAUAAACGGCAACAUGCACCGACCGCACAGCGUAGCGCACUUCACCAUGCCCAAAAGCACCAAAUACGGACCGAACGGAAACGUACCAUCGACGGGAAAAUUCGCGCAAAACGAUAUGGCCAGGCUGGCGUUGAGCCAACCCAUGUUGACCCAAUCGGAGAACAGAUACAGACACCACUACCAAUUCGGCAGCCAGGGUUGGAGACGGCAUGGACCUUUAGACAGGCCCGAUAUUUUCUACCAGGGGAGUUUGAUGAAUAUACCGUCGUACAGAUCGAAACUGAGUUUGAAGAGAGGAGAAGAAGGCGAAUUCAUGGAACGCAGACCUACUAUCGAGAGCAUGAGACGCGAAGGAACAGCACCGAAAAAAGUUUGCGGAUGUCUUCCUUGCAGCGGCGAGAUUCGCGAAAUGUUAGACUGUUCUCUCUUCCGCGACAUAAUCUUUAUCAUUUUUUCACUGAGCAACCUCUUGACCAGUAUCGGAUUCAAUGUGCCCUACGUGUACCUGGUGCCCAAAGCGAAGGACUUGGGGAUGACCAUAGAGAAGGCUGGCCUGCUCAUAUCGGUCAUCGGAGGUGCUAAUACCGUGGGGAGGAUCAUUUUGGGGUACAUUUCCGAUAAACCCUGGAUAAAUAGGCUGUAUAUCUAUAACUGGAGUCUUACCAUUUGUGGACUUGCGACUUUGAUUAGUGCCUUCUGUAGUAGCUUUUACACAUUGGCGAUCUACAGCGCCGUUUUCGGCUUCACGGCCGGCGCCUACGUCGGUCUCACUUCUGUCAUUCUGGUCGACCUUUUGGGCCUAGAAAGGUUGACCAACGCCUUCGGACUGCUUCUGCUCUUCCAAGGGAUCGCGUCCUUAGUGGGGCCACCCAUCGCAGGUAGUCUUUUCGACGUGACUGGUUCAUACAAUCCAGGAUUCAUUCUCGCAGGAACGGCGAUAGGACUGAGCGGGAUUAUCCUAUUUUUAAUUCCUCCUGUCCAAAGGUGGCAAGCCAAAAAGAAUCAAAAGUUAAAGGAAAUAAACAACAUUAGUUUGUAGCAGCGCUGGGGAUUCUUGUCCCACAAUUUAUAAUACAAAAUACAAUUUUUUUAUCGAUUUUAGUUACAGAGUGUAUCAGAAACGUAUUAUUAUUAAUUAUUAUUAUAAUUAUAACAAAAUUCGAAAUUUAUUUGUUUGUUCUUUGGUGGUUUUGGCUCUAUAUUGAUACUCUGUACUUAGUAGGAAUAUUUUUAUUUUCUGGACAUAUCAGUAUAUAGUGUCGAACUGUGACAAUGGCGUGCCAUACUAAUGUCAGGGUAAAAGGUGUCUUGCCCUCUUAGAUGUAUAUAUUUUUACUAUAUUAUUCAAUUUUAUAUAAAUCUUCCACAAAUUAGGUUUAAUAAAAAUAUCGCUCCGAAAUGUCAUUUUUUGACAAGAAUGACAGAUUUUCUCCGUUCUGUCAUACCUGUUUUUGCCAAAUAGGUACCUUUAUUUCCUAUAUUUUUGCAAUAAAAUAAAAAAUUAGGAUACGUAAUUAUACUCAUUACAGAGCCUGCGAAUUUUAUUAACAAUUUCGAUUUUUGUAUAUUUUGAUUAUAUUAAUUAAAUAUUUCAUUUUAUACUGAUGAUGUAUAUGGAUUUUAUGCACUUAUGUGAUUUCAUGCAAUGUAUUUUUUUGGAUUCUUCUGUGUAGGGCAAUCCAAAAUUUUUUCCUGUGAGGUAUGUAUAGCUGCAGAAAUAAGUUUACAACAUACAGAGUUACCAAAUUUGACUCGAUUGGGUUGCUCUACAAGAGAUAGAAUGUAAGUAAUUUUUUUCUGAAGAAAAUGGACAGUAAGAUAAGUGAAGUCUCCUAAUUUGUAAGAAAACGUUUUUAUGACCAAAAAAAUUUAUCAAAGUAAACUACUGAUACUGCUUUCUUCUAUUCUAGUAUCUCUCUUUAUAUUGUACUGUUUGUAAUAAAAUAAAACUUUGUUAAUCUUU
This is a messenger RNA of Psylliodes chrysocephalus, 3055 nucleotides long. Lineage: Eukaryota; Metazoa; Arthropoda; Insecta; Coleoptera; Chrysomelidae. The record is from the annotation of a GenBank genome assembly.